AUGCAAUCCGAAAUUGAUUUAUUGAAACAGGAGAACGCCAGACUUAUGGCUAGAAUCAAUGAAUUGGAACAGAUCGCGAAAGAAAAAGAUGAGCUUGAGGUUAGAAUUGUGGAAUUAGAACGGACUACAAAGUUAAGUCAAACAGAAAACGCAGAGCUCAAGAAUGAAAUUGCAAAAUUAAAACGAGCUGUUAAGAAUAUUGAAAAGCAAAAUCGUCCAGUUACUAAUGAUUUAAAAUCUUCGGAAUAUUCCACUUCACUACCUAACAAGAGUUGCUCAAAUGGUGAAAAUGCGCAGAUUAAAGAUUCUUCAACUCACCACGAAGCGGAUCAAUCCAUGACUAGCACUGACUUAGUAACUUCAGAACAGGUAGUUAACACAAUUUCCAAUACAUCUAACCUUAAUGAAACAUGCUCCGGAAAAUCUAAAUCAUUAGAAGAUAAAGAAAUUGAUGUCUUUUUAGAUUCGGAAAAUAAGAAAAGGGUUAGUAAUGAGAUAAGGCAGAGGAAUAUGGAGAAAAAGCUAUUACAUAGUAAUGAAGCUUCUGCUUCUCAGGAUCAAGACCUAUCUUUAAUUAAUCAGGAUGCUUCAACGGGAUCUGAAAAAACAAUAACAUCCUUAUCAUUAUGUGAUGCAAAAACUAUGACAAAAUGUCACGAUCUUAACAAUUCUGAUACUUAA
Molecule: messenger RNA, 681 nt
Organism: Entrophospora candida
Lineage: Eukaryota; Fungi; Glomeromycota; Glomeromycetes; Entrophosporales; Entrophosporaceae
Source: the annotation of a GenBank genome assembly